Molecule: messenger RNA, 2346 nt
Organism: Penicillium antarcticum
Lineage: Eukaryota; Fungi; Ascomycota; Eurotiomycetes; Eurotiales; Aspergillaceae
Exons: 2
Coding region: 1-2346 (781 amino acids)
Source: RefSeq, a predicted model, not a curated record
AUGGCAGAGGAAUCUGUUCGCCCGAAGUUCAUAGACUCUGGUUCUCUAGGAACGCAUGAUUACACCCCUGUUAGCACCAUUCAGGAUAAGCCUCUCCGCCAAGAUGACACUCGCACACACUAUGAAGCGAUCGACCACCCAAGCGGAGUUGACGAUCCAAGAAAUUCAAAACCGGCACAAGACAGCCCCCCAAAAGCAAAUACUCCGGCUUUUCCGUCCGCCAGGCUAUACCGCUCUGGCUACAUUAUCGUGUUGAUAUCCACAUACAUUAGCAUGGCCCUCUUCUCGUGGGUAACUACUUGCUAUCUAUCCUUCCGCCCAGCAAACGACCGCCAGUAUGGGUUUUGGACCACACGAAGCUCUCAACGCGCGGCAGAUAUUAUAAGUAGUUGGAAUCAACAGGACCUUUAUGUCAGAAAUGAACGGUGGUAUCGCGCUGCUCGGAUCAUUCAGUCAGUCGUCAGCGUUUUAACUAUCCCCUUGAUAUCUGCAGUUUGCUCGAGCACAGCAGUCAUGUUCAUCCAGCGGAAACAGGCUCGUGAUAAGCUCAGCAUUCGGCAAGUUAUAACUCUUGCGGACAAGGGUUGGACGGAUCUUACCACAUACGCCAGAGUGCUACCAUUCUUUUCUACUAAUGGGUGGAAAAGACACGGCAGUUCGUUUCUACUUUUUGCCAUGCUUUUGAACCUUCUAGGUGCAAUAAUAUCGCCUCUGCAACAGUUAUUCAUAUCCACCACAACAAUUAAGACACCGACUGAAGGGUCUUAUAUCCUGAAUCUCUUUGAGUUCGCUAGCUCAUGGACGUACUAUGACGCAGACAGGUACGAUGAAGUUGUGAUCCUGGCUCGAAGUACCUUGACGGCAGCAACUGUGGCUCAGCCGAUGGCCCAGCUUUGGGCAAGUAGCAACUCGUCCUGUGCGAUCAACAAUUUCACACAAUCUCAGGAUUGCAUCACGGGAACCCGCCUGACCCUUGGGGAAAUUGCAGAUCUGAAUGAUCCCUUCAUAGCUCAAUUAACCAACACUUUCCAUACUGGCCUUGUUCGCCAAUACAUCCCCCGAAUCAAUUCCAGCGCGCAAUACACCAGGAUUGACGCAAACGGCUUUCCAAGUGAGUGCGAUAAGAUCCCUGGCUCGUUCUAUGUGAACUACAGCUACUCCGACGGUAAUAAUACCAGCUGGUCGGACACAGGCAUUAGAUGGCACCAAGAAUUGUUUGCCUGGGGGAUCCGAGCGUGUAUCCCGAACGACAUUACCAAGUCACCAUGGAGACCUACAAGAGACCGCCAGGACUUCUUCGAAGAAUUAUAUCUCAAUUUUACAGUAGCUAAUUCCAAUAUGACCAAGGCCGAAAGCACUUUCUACAAGGUCAAGCUGGAUACCACAGCGGGCUAUUUUGAGCUUCCAAACUACAUGAACAACGGAGUCGCUGGCCACUUGUUAGAUGAAGGGCCCAACACCACCGCUACUUGCGGCCGGGGAACAGAAUGUGCGUGGCAAUGGCACAACCCGAGCUCACCCAUAUCUUAUGAGCAGCAGAAUAUCGCAAAUAAGGGUCCCCUUCGAACGGUAGCCAUGGCUCUUUUUGGGAAUGGGUCCUUUCCUCAAACCCGCCUAGAACACCCGCAUAAAGUGAUUGCAUCUAGCGAUACCUGGGAGUACUCGGGGACUUGCAUCAACCAGGCGCCCCUUGGUUUCCUUUUCAAAUCACAAGGCACAUCAGAGCAGCAUAUAGCAAGUCUACCAACAGGUUGUAUCGCAGACGUUGAUGGCGGAGACGUAGGCGAUUCGCUUAUGACGUGGAUGCUAAGUUUUACGCCGGAUAAAAAUCCGCUGACAAAUGAAGACUUCCUGGCGGCGGACUUCACCAUUGCUGCGUUUCUCGCCAACCAAGCUUGGAUGGAGCAUAGCCACGGGGGCCUAAUGAUAACUUACGACAUGGGAGCCGAUACACAAGUUCCGACGAUAUCUGUGGCCGGUAUUACCGUGGUAUCGAUUCUCCUUGGUCUACUGAUUUGCAUCCUCCUCCCCCUGGCACUAUAUGCAUCUAUUGCCCUGCGGUGGACCCCACAACUUGACGCGUUCACUAUGAUGAGAAUGGGUGCUUCUGUGGCCGACAAAGUGCCCCUACAGAUUGGACGAGAGCAGGGCAAAAUCAAAGCUCUCGAUGAAAUUCCCGGUUGGAUUGGUGAUUACUCCGAGACUAGUGAGGAAGUUGGAAAAUUGGGUCUAGGCGGUUCAAGAGAGUUGGGCAUCGAGAGGGAUAGACGGUUUGAGUGUUAUGAAGGGGACCACGAAAAACGUAAAGUUGGCCCUCGCGGGUGGCGCAAGUAUUAUGUACCCUAA